UAUUUAGCAGUGAUUUAACUCUAUACUAAUAUUAUUUUCAUAUUUACACAUUUUUGACAGUGAUUUAAUCUGUGCUAUUAAUUUGUCAGGCCAGAAAGGACAUAAAUCAAUAUGGCGCCGCUACCGCAGGAACCGAAUGUAGCCGAGAAGUUGAGUCCUGUGAAGCCAGGACUCGACGGGGAUGCCGUGGUCAUCAGUGGGAUGUCAGGAAUGUAUCCUGAAUCUAGCAAUAUACAGGAGUUUUCGGACAUUCUGUACAACAAGGUGAACCCGAUCAAUUCGGACAAUCCUCGCUGGAAGUGCUACUACCCUGAGCUGCCCGAGCAUUAUGGCAAAGCGCCGGAAUUGAAUACGUUUGACGCCCAAUUCUUCAAGGUGUACUACCGCCUGGGGAAGAACAUGGAGCCGAUGAGCCGCAAGCUGCUGGAGCAGACUUUCCAAGCUCUUUAUGAUGCUGGUAUCAGCCCCGGUGAGCUUUCUGAUAAGAAAGUAGGAGUUUACAUCGGAUCCGGAAUGUCCGAGACUGAUAAAGCUGUGUUUUAUAGUGAACACAUAAAAGGAUUCGGUCUUAUUGGAUGCUGCAAAACUAUGUUUGCCAAUCGUAUCUCGUACUGGCUUAACUUGAAGGGUCCGUCCAUCAACGUGGACUCAGCCUGCGUGAGUUCCAUGGUGGCCUUGCAGCGCGCCUAUGUGGCGGUCAAGUCAGGACAGUGCGAGGCCGCUAUCGUCGGAGGCUCCAAUAUUUGCCUGCACGCUCAAUCGACUGUUUGCAUUGGCAGAGUAUUAGAGUUAUGUAUGGAUGGAAAAACGAAAUCAUUCGACAAAUGCGCCGAUGGGUGCGCGCGAAGUGACGCAAUUACUAUUUUGUUGUUGCAAAGAGCUAAAGAUGCUAAAAGAGUGUAUGCUGAAGUGGUCCAUAUAGACUCUGAGUAUCAUUCUUCGAUGAUUACCACUCUUGGAGAUGCCAAAGGGCCUUACCGCGACCCUGCGAAACUAACAUCAUUCAUGAAAGACUUUUAUGAUGAAGCUGGCGUCUCGCCUUCCGCUGUAGAAUACGUAGAAGCUGUUGGAUCAGCCAAUCCUGAAGCGGAUAAGAGCGAACUCGAAGCUAUCGGAAACGUUUUCUGCAAAGACAGAUCUGACCAGCUCUUCGUUGGCAGUGUCAUGUCCAACAUAGGCCACACAGAAGCUGCUAGUGGUACAUCAGCAAUUACCAAGGUCCUUCUUGGAUAUCAAAGCGGCAAGCUCGCUGCCAACUUGCACUGCGAAAACCCUCGUGAUGAUGUUGAAGCUCUACGUAAUGGAAAAAUGCGUGUUGUAACCGACCAUCAACGUUUCAACCGCUCCUAUGUUGCUGUUAACAAUAUGUCACUAUUUGGCGAAAAUGUUCACGCCCUACUUAAAGGCCACUACAAACCAAAGGAUAUAUCCCGUUACAAGUCAAGCAUUCCUUAUCUCGUUGCGAUAUCGGGAAGGCAGGAGUCAGCUGUACAAAAAAUCUUCAAUGACUUAAAAUCCCAUCCGUUGGACCCUGAAGAAAUCGGACUGCUUCACAACAUUCAUGAACAUUCCAUCUCAGGGCAUUUGGGCCGUGGGUUCACCAUUCUUGAUAAUAAUAAAAAUGAGACGGUUAGCCUUGUCGAGAAAACCGACUAUUGCGACGAUGCCAAGCGCCCGCUCUGGUUCGUCUACAGCGGAAUGGGUUCUCAGUGGGCGGGGAUGGGAGCACAGCUUAUGCGUAUACCUGUAUUUUCCGCCGCCAUUGAACGCUGCCGCCGAGUUUUGGAGCCAAAAGGCUUGGAUAUUAUCCACAUUAUUACCAAUCCCGAGAAAACCCACUUCGACAACAUUUUGUUCUCCUUCGUUGGCAUAGCUGCCGUCCAAAUUGGUUUGACUGAUGUUCUUCGUGAAUUGGGAAUUGUGCCUGAUAACAUAAUCGGUCACAGUGUAGGAGAACUUGGUUGUGCGUAUGCUGAUGGUUGCAUGACUGCAGAAGAAACUAUACUCGCUGCUUACAGCCGUGGGCUAGUAUCAAAGGAGACUCCUUUCAUUCAUGGAGCCAUGGCCGCUGUAGGAUUGGGAUAUAAACAGAUCGUAGACUUAUGCCCGCCAGAAAUACAAGUGGCUUGCCAUAAUUCUUCGGAAUCCUGCACCAUAUCCGGUCCGUCGGAUGCGAUGCGUCAAUUUGUGGCGAAGUUAACGGCCCAAGGAAUUUUCGCCAGGGAAGUGCCUUGCUCCAACAUUGCGUACCACUCAAGAUACAUCCAAGAAGCGGGUCCGGCACUUUUGAAGUAUUUGAAGGACGUCAUCAAAUCCCCUAAGCCUCGCAGCAAGCGCUGGCUUUCCACAUCCAUUCCAAAAGAGAGAUGGGACGAACCUCUGGCUGCAUUCUCAUCAGCCGAGUACCACACCAACAAUUUACUGAACCCCGUGCUUUUUGAAGAAACUUCGGAACAAGUCCCUUCAAAUGCUGUUGUAAUAGAGGUCGCUCCUCACGGGCUCCUGCAGGCGAUUCUGAAGCGCUCUCUGCACAGCAACUGCAUCAAUAUCCCGCUGACAAGACGUGGCCAUGCUGAUAAUGCUCUUUUCCUGUUAGAAGCCAUUGGCAAGUUGUACAUGGCCGGCUACAAUCCUAAACUACAAGCUCUGUAUCCUCGAAUUGAGUAUCCUGUGUCAACGGAAACACGUGGUCUGUCCCACAUGAUUGAAUGGGCCCAUCUCGAAAAAUGGAGUCUACCGCUAGAGCGCACCUAUAACAGACGCGUUGCAGGGGCUACUACAUUUACGAUUUCGGUGCAUGAUGAUGAAUACAGUUUCUUAAAGGGAAAUAUACAUGAAGGAGAAACAUUAUUCCCAUACAGCGCCUGUUUGGUUUGUGUGUGGGAUACCUUGGCUAUGUUAUUGGGAUCUCCUCUGAGACAAAUAUCGGUGCAGUUCAGUAACCUAAACUUGAACAAGCAGCCGCGCUUGUACGAAGACAAGGUGCUACAACUCCAUGUGCAAAUAACCAAAGGAAAUGGUGAUUUUGAGGUAUUAGAUGAUGAUAAUACCGUCGUUAUCAGUGGGGAAGUCAUAGUCGUGCCUACAUCAGCAAACCAAUUGUUCAGACAGGAAGAUGAAGACGAAAAAACUGAUUUGAGUCUCACUCAAGAGGACAUAUAUAAAAUCUUCCACGACAAGGGAUCUUAUUACAAGGGCGAGCUGCGAAGCAUUGCCAGUGCCAAUGAAGAGAUGACACGAGCCCAAGUUACAUGGAAAAAUAACUGGAUCAGUUUACUGGACGCCCUGAUACAGUUCAGAACACUUCGUUGCGAUUACAAUGGAAUAACCCAGCCCCGAUACAUCCAGCGAUUGCAGAUCAACCUGCACGAACACUACAUAACUAGCAAGCAGCUCGUACUUGAAGCUAACUAUCUGAAAAAUCUUGAAACUGCGAGAUGCGGGGGAGUCGCCAUAACUAAUGUUAAAUUCCGGGACCUGCCACCUAAAUUAUCCAAACAAAUUGCUUUGAAAUCCUCAAAUGCACAAGUAAUACAGAGUAUAGACAAUGAAAACCUGAACGUUACAUUGAGGAGUUCUGAAUAUGGUGAUCUAAACACCCUGCACUGGGAACAAGGUGUGCCACCUACGGCUAAUGAUAUUGAAGUCAAGGUUGACUACGUUGGAUUAAAUGUUCGUGAUGCUAAAAAGGCAUUAGGUGAUUCUGUACCUCUUGAGCUAGAAGACUACAAUGUUGGAUACGGAAUGGACUUCAGUGGCAAAACCAAAAGCGGGGUGCGCGUAAUGGGUAUUGUACGUGGAGGCGCGGCCUCUACCCGGCUCGCAGCAGACCCCUCCCUGCUGUGGCCAGUUCCCAACCACUGGAGUCUUGAAGACGCUGCCACGGUUCCUUUGCCAUACGCACACGCAUUCUACUGCCUUGGUAUCAAAAGCGAACUGACACCGGGGAUGAAGAUCCUAGUAAAUGGGGCAACAGGAGCUCUUGGUAUGGCCGUUAUAUCUAUAGCACUGGCUCACGACUGCACGGUGUUUGCUUCAGUCAGUGACACUAAGAAGAAACACUUUUUAAGGAAGAUAUAUCCAGCUAUCCCAGAGGAUCACAUUGGAAACUCUCGAGACUCUUCGUUCAGUGACAUGGUCUUAGCCAAAACACAAGGAGAAGGAUGUGAUGUCGUUAUUUCAGGACUUAAAGGAGAAAUUAAAAACGACGCCAUUAAGUGUUGUGCUGCUUCUGGUAUUGUAAUUGAUACCAGCCAGAUUACAACAAUGGAGAACUUUGAUUUUGGCAUGAGUUUCUUGACCAAGGCUAGAAGCUACACUGCCGUAGAUUUCUCUGGAUUAUUCACGGCACCCGAUAAAGAACAAAUCAUGAGGGAUUUACAAUUAAUGGUUAGCGAAGGCAUAGCUAAAGGAUAUGUCCGCCCCCUGAGUCGUCUGACUUUAGAAGCAAACGAAGCGGCGAGAGCGUUUAAUUUGUUGGCCUCAAGCCAACACCGUGGCAGGGUCUUGUUGCGUCUUGAUGGAAAUGCCCUGUCUGCCACGCCAAAGCUCACGGUAUCUCCCACUGGAAGUCACCUGGUGAUCAGUGCCGGCACCGACGACACGCUGACUGGCCGCGUCGUCGAUGGCCUGAUAGCUCGAGGUGCUCGGAACAUAUUGCUGCAUCGCCAACAACAGACAAACAUCAAGUCUGACGGAUACAUGCGCUACAAACUCAACAGAAAUUGGGAAAAACUGGCUAAAGUUGCACUUUCGAACGAAAAACAAGUGAAUGCUGAAAAGAUUCAAGCCUUAUUGAGUAAAUGCAAUGAUAUGGGCCCACUUGAAGGCGUAUAUUAUAUCACCAUAUCAAACGAGUCACAAACAGAUUUGAAGAUGGCACUGGAGAAGUUGGAUGCAGCUACUAGAAAAUCCUUCCAGUCACUGAAAUGUUUUGUUGUCAUGAAUGAGGUUGUCAAUAUUGGAGAAUACAUUUGUUCAAAAAGGGUUCAAGACGGGCUCCCUGCCACUAUGCUGACCCUUCCAAGGGUAAAUAAGUUCGUCAAUGGGUGGGUGGGCUUGGCAAGUAACAAGGGGGAAGAGGUGUCGUUUGCUGAGGCAAUAGAGUUGCUGGAACUGGCCGUCAGAUCCAAGAACCCAGCGCUUGUUGCCCAGGUUCAAUCAGCAACGAACAACGCUAAUGAAGAUGGACAUAAAAAUAAAAUUUCUGGUCUCAGCGUGUACUUCAACCAUGUUAACACUGAUGAACUCUUAAUUACUUCUGACAUGGUAUUAUUACCCACUCUCGCUAGAGGCAAAACCACGCGUGCUGAAGAGUUUGACCGAAACGAAGAUUACUUAGUGCUAAUUCCCGGUUUUGACGGAGAUUACGAUAACUUCAGCAAUCUUUGUGAACGAGUGAAAAUUCCAGCAAUCGCCUUUCCACCUGGAAUAGGACAUGUCGAUGAAAAUGUCACGGAAAUGGGAAAUCGUCUUGCAAUGGAGAUUUUGAAGAAAGUCAACCCACAAGGAAAGUUCUACCUCAUGGGAUAUUCAUUUGGUGUUCAAGUCGCCUUGGAGAUAGCAGCUGUCCUCGAAGAGCAUGGUCUCACAGGAGUUGUAUACUGUGGUGACGCCAGUCCCGAUACUUUCUCUAAUUCCUUGGAAAACGCUCUACAAGAGGCGGGAGCUACAGACGAUGCCAAACUUCAAGAUGUUCUGGCACAACACCUGUACAAACUCAUGAGUGGCGAAACUUCGGAGUUGCUGACAACACGUCUGCAGAAAGCCAAAUCUUGGGAAGAAAAAGUAGAAUCCUUCAUAUUCACUCUCCGCGGCCGCAUUCCUUUCUCAGCGCAGUAUGCUCGAGGAGUCAUCCUGUCAUCGUACUCGCGCAUACAGCACGCCCGGAAAUACGACGGAAAACGACUCAGGGCUUCUCCUCUACGGUCCCAGCUCGUACUUCUCCGCUCCACCAGCCACCCUGCAGCGGCCCCGGCUGAUCUUGGCCUUUCCCGCUAUUCGCAACAAGAGACGAUAGUGUACGACUUGCCCACUACCCACGCAGAUGUACUGAACGACCUUCGCUGUGCCAACCUCAUCAACAGACAUCUUGGUAUUGAUAUUAUUGAGAAAUUCCAGAGCAGAAACCUAUGUGAUACUUACAUUCUUAACAGGGAUAUAUUUAGGUGCCCAGACAGAGAGUUUGAUGAUUAAAAUUUUAUUUUACGGUUGAAAUAAAGAUGACCCAGGCAAAAGCAAUCAUUUA
Messenger RNA from Plutella xylostella (diamondback moth), 6247 nucleotides. Lineage: Eukaryota; Metazoa; Arthropoda; Insecta; Lepidoptera; Plutellidae. The record is from RefSeq and is a predicted model, not a curated record.